Messenger RNA from Drosophila rhopaloa, 1881 nucleotides. RefSeq lists its product as uncharacterized. The record is from RefSeq and is a predicted model, not a curated record. The transcript is spliced from 5 exons. NCBI's taxonomy places the organism in Eukaryota, Metazoa, Arthropoda, Insecta, Diptera, Drosophilidae. The coding region runs from base 210 to 1604 and encodes 464 amino acids.
GAAACGCGUCGCGAUCGCUGCGAACGGUCCGUGUAAAAUAGAAAUUUGUUUCAGUGUUGGCCUAACAUAUAUGGAAAUUACUUGUGCUGCAACGGAAUAUGAAACCAGGAUCUGCAAGCUGUCAAUGAGAAAUCCCCCAGAGUGCCCACACUCGACCUACCUGAAAAAUUCACAAAAAUCUGAAAAAAAGGCUUUAGCACUCUUGCGCCAUGUGUUCCAAAACAUUGCUGCUCCUGGCCGCCAUUCUAGCUGCUCGCUGUUUUGGCAGUGGCUCUUCUUGCGAGGAGGCAAUGGAAUCGACGGGGCAGGGGCUCAGAAACAAUAGAUAUGGCUAUAGAAGCACCACGGACAACAACUACGACGAUUACAACUACAAGUGGGAUGUGGAUGUUGAUGGCAUUGCAGAUAGCAACGAGGACGACAACAAUGACAACUAUAACUACAACAAAGCACCGGCCAAAUGGCAGCAGCAAAAACUCUACGGAAAUCCCAUCCACAGCAUAUACGACAGGCAACAACAUCUACAACGGCAGCAGCAACAACAUGAGCAGCAACAGCAGCAGCAGCAGCAACAGCAACUCGAACAACAGCAACAGGGACAGUUUGAUGAUGAUCCAGAGAAUGCUCGCAAUGACUUCCGUCUGCAAUUGUCCGACUUAAAUGCGGCCGUUCAAGGUGUGGGCAGGUUUGUUGUUGCCCAGGACCAUGACAGCAGCAACAGCAACAGCAACCUCAACGACAACAGCAACAUCAACUGGCUACAGCCACCGGAGCAGGAGCAAUUGUUGCUGGCACGUCGCAGUCGCAGCAGCAACAUCAACCAAAGGGCAACCAUGGAUGAAGCAGCCGAAGCUGGUGAACCAGGUCAGGCGGAGCACACUUACAAUGAGUCGCCAUCUGGCGCGGACAUCGAGGGCGAGGAGGAUUUUGCGGGCCAGGAUGAGGAUGCGGACGAGCUGAGUUUCCUGCUGCCCUACGGUAUCCAGAAUGUGCGCAAGCGUCGCGUGCGCAGCGUUAUGCCACCGGUACCUUUUCUGGGGCCCAAUCCCAACUCAGAUGGGGUGGUCACCUAUCAGUCGCUGUGUCCCACGAAUCGGGUGACCGUGAAGCUUGAGAGCGGCGACUACCGACCCAAUCACUACGUGGAAGUGACCUGUGCCCACAGCUACUCUCCCCAGCCAUCAAGAUCCCACAACUACGAGUACGGUUACAGGGGCAAUGAACUGCUCCGAGCUCUGCUCUCCGAGCGCGGUGAAAAACGAGAGAUCUGCUCGGCGACGGGCUUCUCGUGCAUCCAGCUCAACCGCACCAUCCACCUGAUCCGGCUGAACGACGCCUCCGGCUGCUGGGAAUCGGAGACCCGGACCGUGCCCUCCGGCUGCGAGUGCAUGUGGCCGAAGCACAGCUACGGCGACAUAGCCUUCUACCACCAGGCGCAGAAGAGGCGGGGCGGCGUGAAUGGACUGCGACCCCAAGUCCCCAUCAAUGUGGAUUACAAGCCGGGCGUUGGCUAUCGCCAGCUGACCCUGAGGACGCGGAAUCCCAAGCAAGCUCCUCGCAGUCGACGCGAGAAUUUGGGCUACGAGAGCUACGAGUUCAACUAGUUUCGAGGCGGAGUUCGCCCAACUGGUUGCGUGUGCUUUUUUUGUGGUUUAGCAACUAAGUUUGACCCGCAUAAAUUAUUUUUCGCUUUAGCCUUAGCAUUUAGUCAAGAGAGAGCCCCCAGUAAUGGUGUAUAAAAAUAAACGAACUACAAUGGAGCAACAAAAUGUGGCAUUCUAUGAUUACGUCGGGGGGAUUACGAAGGAGGAUUACGGAAAUUAAACUGCGUUCGCCGGCGGGCUUACACUAAUCCACUUGAUGUGCAAUUCUGUAAAUGCA